CCCGACCCGAGCUCCAAACCACUCCGCGUUCGAAUCCCCUUCCUCGCAUUUCACUUGCCACAUCGAGUUACCCGCUGCACUUUUUGUUACCCAUCGUCCCGCACCCGCCCGCGCUCGCAGUUGCACAGCCUGGCGUCGACCUUUACCGCCCCGGAACACGACGAUCUGUAUCCCUACAUCGGCGGUGACCCAGACAUAAGCCAUGUCAACACAAGCCCCCAUCAACGGCGUCAAGAUAUCUUCUCUUGACGAUCCGUCCAAGGAAAUUAAAGUCAUCGCCUGCGAUGGCAAGACCGGCGAGACCAUGGAGCUCCGUUAUGCCAACUGCAAGGUCGCAGGCAACGGGUCUUUCGGCGUCGUCUUCCAAGCCAAAUGGAAAGACGCACCAAAGGAGGUUGAGGAUAUUGCGAUCAAGAAGGUUCUGCAGGAUAAACGCUUCAAGAACCGAGAGCUUCAAAUCAUGAGACUCGUCAAACACCGCAACGUCGUCGACUUGCGCGCCUUCUUUUACUCCAAUGGGGACAAGAAAGACGAAGUUUACCUGAACCUCGUCCUCGAAUAUGUCCCGGAGACCGUCUACCGCGCGAGCCGGCACUACGCCAAGCUCAAGCAGCCAAUGCCGAUGCUCCAGAUCAAGCUGUACAUGUACCAGCUCUUCCGGUCGCUCGCGUACAUCCACUCGGUCGGCAUCUGCCACCGGGACAUCAAGCCCCAGAACCUGCUGUUGAAUCCGGCCACGGGCAUACUCAAGCUCUGUGACUUUGGUUCGGCCAAAAUCUUGGUCGCGGGCGAGCCGAACGUCAGCUACAUCUGCUCGCGGUACUACCGCGCGCCGGAGCUCAUCUUCGGCGCGACAAACUACACCACGAAUAUCGACAUCUGGUCGAGCGGGUGCGUGAUGGCGGAGCUGAUGCUCGGCCAGCCGCUGUUUCCAGGCGAGAGCGGCAUCGACCAGCUGGUGGAGAUCAUCAAAGUCCUCGGCACCCCCUCGAGGGAGCAGAUCAAGACCAUGAAUCCCAACUACAUGGAGCACAAGUUCCCUCAGAUCAAGCCCCACCCCUUCUCGAAGGUGUUCCGGCCGCGUACCUCGCCCGAGGCCAUCGACCUGGUCUCGAAGCUUCUGGAGUAUACACCCGAAGCGCGGAACUCGGCGGUCGAGGCCAUGUGCCAUCCCUUCUUCGACGAGCUGCGGGUGGAGGGCGCGCGGAUGCCCAACGGGAAGGACUUCCCGAUUCUGUUCGAUUUCUCUCGAGAGGAACUGUCCGUUCGCCCGGAUCUGAUCCCGACUCUGGUCCCCAAGUGGUGCGAGCCGGAGCUGGCCUCGCGGGGCAUCACGCUGCACAACUUCCAGCCGAUACCGCUCGAGCAGAUGCGGAUCACCCUCGAUUGAGAGAGAGUGCUUCGUCCCGCCGGUCUUGCGUGUGCCCGGGCUACCUAUACACCGUUCCCGGUACACCCGUCGUCGUCUUGUGUCCUGCACGCGCUUUUCGUCCUUCGUCGUCCCUCGAUAACCAUCGCCUGGAGUUGAACUUUGGCGUGGCUGUCAUAUCACCCUCUCCCCUGCUCUCCGGUCAUGCCCAAUUCACACUCGUGUGCGCCUUCGCUCGUCGAGUGGAACGCAAGGCCCCUCCCUCCUCCACUCACCCACUCACUCUUUCUCUCUACGCCAAAUCGCAUGCAGUGUAUUGUUUUAGGUCUCGCGUAAUGCCGUGUGACGUGGCUGGCGUCGUUAUCCCUUCCCCGCUCCUCGAGAGUUCCCUGUUUAUAUCAGUAUGUUGGAGCCGGAGCCGUUGUUGUAGCAGUGCGCGACGGCGCGCGUGGAUGCAUAACGAAGAAAUGAAAACGUG
Messenger RNA from Punctularia strigosozonata HHB-11173 SS5, 1847 nucleotides. Its product is annotated as Pkinase-domain-containing protein. Gene Ontology annotation, biological process: protein phosphorylation; signal transduction. The coding region runs from base 203 to 1390 and encodes 395 amino acids. The transcript has 7 exons. Gene Ontology annotation, cellular component: cytoplasm. Gene Ontology annotation, molecular function: protein serine/threonine/tyrosine kinase activity; protein serine/threonine kinase activity; ATP binding. The record is from RefSeq and is a predicted model, not a curated record. Lineage: Eukaryota; Fungi; Basidiomycota; Agaricomycetes; Corticiales; Punctulariaceae.